Molecule: messenger RNA, 1299 nt
Organism: Aethina tumida (small hive beetle)
Lineage: Eukaryota; Metazoa; Arthropoda; Insecta; Coleoptera; Nitidulidae
Gene: Awh
Product: LIM/homeobox protein Awh
Exons: 6
Coding region: 151-963 (270 amino acids)
Biological process (GO): regulation of transcription by RNA polymerase II; neuron differentiation
Cellular component (GO): nucleus
Molecular function (GO): DNA-binding transcription factor activity, RNA polymerase II-specific; RNA polymerase II transcription regulatory region sequence-specific DNA binding
Source: RefSeq, a predicted model, not a curated record
CGGGACGUUUGACUUGCGGACGGAUUGUUGGUUUUCACUCUUGUUGGUGGGAUUUUUUUUUUAUUGGUGGUUGGUGCAAUUUCGUUGUUAUUAUAUUUGGUUUGAUUUGGUGGUAAGCUGGAGGCGAUAAGUGAGAUACGUUGCGGAGAAAUGAAGACUGAAUUUAGGAUAUGUUCAGCGUGCAAUGAGCCAAUCAGCGACAAAUUCCUGCUGGAAGUAUCAGGACGAAGCUGGCACGCCCGAUGCCUGAGAUGCUGCGUGUGCCAGCUUCAACUGGACCGACAACCGUCCUGCUUCAUCCGCGACAGAGCCAUCUAUUGUAAAUCCGACUAUGCCAAAAGUUUCGGAGCCAAGUGUUCGGUGUGCGCCCGCGGCAUCUCGUCCAGCGAUUGGGUGCGGAAGGCCAGAGACCACGUCUAUCAUCUGGCGUGCUUCUCGUGCGCCGCCUGCCACCGGCAACUCUCCACCGGCGAGGAGUUCGCCCUCCACGAGGACCGGGUGCUGUGCAAGGCCCACUAUCUCGAGACCCUCGACGGCGGCACGACUUCCUCGGACGACGGUUGUGAUGCGGAAGGCUACCACAAGAACAAGGCGAAACGUGUCCGCACCACGUUCACGGAGGAGCAGCUGCAGGUGUUGCAGGCGAAUUUUCAGUUGGACUCGAAUCCGGACGGUCAGGAUUUGGAGAGGAUCGCCCAGAUCACCGGAUUGAGUAAACGGGUGACCCAAGUUUGGUUCCAGAACUCGAGGGCAAGACAGAAAAAGCACAUGCACACGGGAAAAGUCAAAACGCCACUACAUAAUGGCCGGGACGACUCCUUCGGAAGGCACAUUAACCUGCACUUGAGCUACUCCUUCCAGCAAAACAACAACAAAGGAUCGUCAAUAUUUUCACAACCUGAUUCCAGUUUGGACGAAUUGUCUCAAGAGUCAACCCUGCACUGCAUGCAGAACGAAGUGUAGACUUCCCCGUACAUUUUUUUUCGUCGUACUGCUCAUCCGUAAAAAUGAAGAGAACGAUUCUCUAUAAAAAACGAAGUCAUCUAGUUGAGUGAAAUGGAUUUAGCGUAGCCCAGUCUGCACCUAAGAAAACGGAUAUAAAAUAAAACAAUUGUUGGAUGUGUAUUCCAAUUUAAUUCGUGAUUUUUUAAUUGUACUGUACUUAGUAUUACUAUAUAUUGUUAGUCCUAUUUAUUUCGUUACACUAGCUAAAAGAAAAUAUUAAUAUUAUUCGCUACAUGUUAUACUCAAAGUUGAUUAUUGUACUGUUGUAAGUGUAAUACAAUUUUAAUAAACUUA